AUGGAGACGGAACCUAUUUACUGUGCUGAGCAGAUUGUGCUUCCGGCGGGCCUGGAUGAGGUACUAAAGAAUUUUACCAAGGAGGCCAUCCGCAACCAACCGCAUGACCUGGUGGACUUUGGCGCCACCUAUUUUGCCGCCCAGGCGACCUUGCACAAGAACCUGCACGCCGUUGAAAUUCCUACGCAGCAGCAGCUGAGGGACGCGUUUGAGUGCCUGCGUGCCACACCCACGGGGCCGCUGAUUGACGUUCAGGCGGCGUGCCGGUCAGUGGGCAUCAGUGAGGCCACAGUGGCAAGUGCAGUGCGGGCCGGCAAUGUCAAUACGGGCAGGGAGGUGUCGGUACUGGAGGUCCUGGCGCUGCUGCUGAGCAUGCGCUGUGACGGCCUGGGCGCCGUGCUGCGCAACGCGUUUGAAGUAUUUGGGCAGCGAGGCGGCGACAGCGGGGACACCAGCAGUAAUGGCAGCGCCAGCGCACGACUUGAGGUGCCAGUGCUGCUGCAGCUGCUGGGGUUCUUGGGGGCGCGCGACCCCGAGGUGACAACGGCGAUGCGCGAGGGCGUGGCGCGUGCCCUUGACGGCCACGUCAGCGUCGACCUCAAGAGCCUCGCGGGUGUGCCGGCGCUGGCGAGCAAGCUGGCCUUAGCAUGA
Messenger RNA from Monoraphidium neglectum, 651 nucleotides. RefSeq names its product radial spoke protein 11. NCBI's taxonomy places the organism in Eukaryota, Viridiplantae, Chlorophyta, Chlorophyceae, Sphaeropleales, Selenastraceae. The coding region runs from base 1 to 651 and encodes 216 amino acids. The record is from RefSeq and is a predicted model, not a curated record. The transcript is spliced from 3 exons.